Priapulus caudatus is the source of this 311-nucleotide messenger RNA. Its product is annotated as RAC serine/threonine-protein kinase-like. The coding region runs from base 1 to 294 and encodes 97 amino acids. NCBI's taxonomy places the organism in Eukaryota, Metazoa, Priapulida, Priapulimorpha, Priapulimorphida, Priapulidae. The transcript has 3 exons. The record is from RefSeq and is a predicted model, not a curated record. Gene Ontology annotation, molecular function: ATP binding; protein serine/threonine kinase activity. Gene Ontology annotation, biological process: protein phosphorylation.
AUGGGAUUGGGAGGAGGCCCCGAGGAUGUGAAAGAAAUUAAGAUCCACCCAUUCUUUACUUCCAUUAAUUGGAAAGAUCUAGCAGAGAGAAAGGUGACGCCUCCCUUCAAGCCGCAGGUGACCUCGGAGACGGACACGCGUUACUUCGACGCUGAGUUCACCGGCGACUCGGUCGACCUGACGCCGCCGCGUCACACCGGCGGACCGCUGAACGCCAUUGUCGAGGAGAGCACCGACGCCCCCUACUUCCAGCAGUUCUCUUACCACGGCGACCGCGGCACGCUCGGAAUGUGAGCGUCGCCCCGGCAACG